Spinacia oleracea (spinach) is the source of this 882-nucleotide messenger RNA. RefSeq lists its product as uncharacterized. Bases 1 to 882 code for a protein of 293 amino acids. Lineage: Eukaryota; Viridiplantae; Streptophyta; Magnoliopsida; Caryophyllales; Amaranthaceae. The transcript has a single exon. The record is from RefSeq and is a predicted model, not a curated record.
AUGGUUUCUCAGCGACCAGCAGGGGGCAGCAGCGACAGGAGGUUGUACACCCCAAGGAACAACGGCUGGAGACAUCAACCAUACAACCGCCAGGGUCAGGUACAAAAUGUCAAUCAAUAUGAUGAUACUAACAGUGUUUACAGGAAUGAACGGGUCGUUUAUCCCCCCAUCUCCGAGUAUGGCUUCAACGUCGACAUCGGAGGCGUGGUAAACGCCCUUCAAAGUGUAGGUGGUACCGUCAGAUGGCCUAAGAAGAGUGACAGACCAGACUCUAUGAAGGACAUGAGCAGGUGGUGCGACUUCCACCGCGACAAUGGCCACACAACCGAGGAAUGCAUCUCCCUCAAAAAGGAGGUGGCGUAUCUAUUGAAAAGAGGCCACCUGAAGGACCUACUGAGCGACAAAGGAAAGGAGACGUACAACAAGGAUAGCAGCUCCCAACCCAACCCAGCACCAAGCGGCGACCGACCAGCCCCGCCCACGUUCGAAAAAGUGGUAAACGUUAUUUCUGGUGGUUCAGAUAUAUGUGGACUAACUUCUUCUGCAGCUAAAAAAAUCAACAGGGGCGAAUCUGAAGCCGUCAAGGAGGGGCAGACCGAAGACGAAGUAGCACUCGACAAGUCAUUAGCGGCGAUGAUAAUAACCUUCGACGACUCAGAUUCAACCGACACAAUACAGGAACAUCAUGACGGGCUAGUCAUAUCGCUCCCAAUAGGCAACGCUCUCAUCAAAAGGAUAUUGAUCGACAACGGCAGUUCAGCAAACGUAUUGUUCCUAGAGGCUCUGCAGGAAAUAGGACUAGACGAAAAAAGUAUAAUCAGAAGGUCGACAGUCCUAGUAGGAUUCAGUGGAGAAUCGCUACGUACAGUAGGAGAGAUAUAG